UGUCAGUCGUCAACCGCGAGAUUCUUUUUGCUUCUCUUUUUGCUUCGUUGAAGCUAUUUCGUUUUUUCAAGCGAAAUGCCGAGGAAUUCAAUGUUCGAGUUUCGCAUUUUAUUGGGAGGUCGGCCCGUGAAGGAAUACGAGAAAGACGGUCAGUGUUUUAUUUUGACAAACUUGUGUCAUCCUACGACUUACAAAGAGCAACGAGUUGAGUAUGUCGAAGACCGCGAAGAAAUUCAGGACGUUCCCUUAACACCUUAUGAAAUAGCUAUUACUCUGUUAAGAUCUUAUGAUGGGCUGCAAGCUUGGGGGAAGGUAUUUAUUGACGGCUCUUUCAUUCAAUGGGUUUUACUUCGCAAGGAAAAACAAUAUAUCCUUCGCGGCUUCAGAGAUUCAGGAACAAGAAAAGAGUUUGUUUUUUCACUUCCACGGUUCGCAAGAGAUGGGGGUCAGACCAUUUCAGAAGAAAAAGCUAAGCAUGUAGGCUGCAUUAAUGUUGAAUUGCAUGAGGCAAUUUACAUGGGGGUGAGAAUUGGCAGGAAUGUAAAUCGAAAUAGAUAUCCAAAACCGCUGGAAUUCAAACAAGCAAGCAAGGAUGAUUCCAAGGCAGUAACCGAUGGAAAGUAUACAAUGUCCACAACCAAACCGGGACGCCCCUUGCCUGGUGAGGAAUAUAGACUUAGCAGAAAACGCAGUCAUGGAUCACCUAGGGAAAUCAGUAUUUAUGACAAGGGGGAGGAAAUUGUUUCAGAAUUACAAGUUAGGUAUCAUAUGAAGCAUACUCUGAAUAGUUUAGGAAUUGAUGUUACAGAGUAAAAUAUGUACGACCAGAUCAUCAAACCUAAUGUUUUUUGUUCAACAGAACUUAACACAUAUGCAUACAAUGCUGAUUUACAAACUGUUGGGAGUUAUGUGGAAGGUGUUGCGGUUGAUGAAGUAUUAUUUAAACGUAAUUUGACAAGUAUUGCAAAUCUAUUAUAGCAUAGCUACAUCUUAUUCAAUUUUGCAAGCAUAACAUGUUUAUUCGUGCCAUGACUGUGUAUAAGCUGCAUAUGUUAUAAAAUAUGCAUAUAAAUUGUGCUUUGUUAAAUGUUAAAUGCAAGAUUGUUAUGUACAUUUUAAAUGACAGUUUCCCAUGUAUUUAUUGGCUAGACUGGAAAGUUUGUAAGCCGUGCACCCUAGAUUCGAAAUUUACAUGCAUAAAAGCCUAGUUUUCUCAAAUUUGUGCAUCCAAGAUCUCAGGUGUGCAGUACAAACUAUUCAGUUUGGUUUAUUGUUGUCACCAUGUCCAUAUAAAGUGUUGCAUCGUGUUUGUGUUAACCACGAGAUCUGUGGUUAGGUUUUUUACCAUUGUAGAUGACUAAAUUAUCAACAGAGAUUUUUUGUUUUCA
Xenia sp. Carnegie-2017 is the source of this 1388-nucleotide messenger RNA. RefSeq lists its product as uncharacterized. The coding region runs from base 76 to 813 and encodes 245 amino acids. The transcript has 3 exons. Lineage: Eukaryota; Metazoa; Cnidaria; Anthozoa; Malacalcyonacea; Xeniidae. The record is from RefSeq and is a predicted model, not a curated record.